GCUGAAUAUAGGAUCCAUCAACCAAAAACUGGCCUCUAAGCAGCCCUUUGCCAAUGCUAGUUUUACUGGCAGCGUACCAUUAUUUUUGCCAGUAUGCCGGGCCUAAAUUCAUGAAGAAAAGAAAACCAUAUCAACUGAAGAAUACUUUAAUAGUGUACAAUAUAUUCCAAAUUUUCAUGAGUAUCUUCAUAGUUUAUUCGGGUGGAGUUUAUGGCUGGUUCACACGGUACAACUUUAACUGUCAACCAGUGGACUGGUCAGAAAAUCCUGAUCCUAAUGAAUUGAGAGUUGCUGAACUAGUGUGGUGGUAUUACUUUUGCAAACUGACGGAACUCUUAGACACAGUUUUUUUCGUACUACGUAAAAAGGAUAACCAGGUCACUACACUGCAUUUGUAUCACCACACUAUAAUGCCGAUAUUCAGUUGGAUUGGCUUGAGAUUAGCGCCAGGAGGCCAUUCCACACUUCUUGGCUGGAUUAACUCAUUCGUUCACAUCAUCAUGUAUACCUAUUACUUGGUCGCUGGUUUGGGACCGCAAUACCAGAAGUAUUUGUGGUGGAAGAAAUACCUUACUUCUAUACAGUUGAUUCAAUUCUGCAUAGUCUUCUGGCACAACUUCAGCGUUCUUUUCCGGGACUGCGCUUAUCCAAAAACCUUCAACGUAUUUGCUAUCGUAGAAUCAGUAACUUUCAUUUACAUGUUUGGGAAAUUCUACUACUAUAGUUAUGUCAAAAACAAGAAGAAAACGAAAUAA
Molecule: messenger RNA, 755 nt
Organism: Pectinophora gossypiella (pink bollworm)
Lineage: Eukaryota; Metazoa; Arthropoda; Insecta; Lepidoptera; Gelechiidae
Product: elongation of very long chain fatty acids protein AAEL008004-like
Exons: 6
Coding region: 54-755 (233 amino acids)
Biological process (GO): fatty acid elongation, saturated fatty acid; fatty acid elongation, polyunsaturated fatty acid; very long-chain fatty acid biosynthetic process
Cellular component (GO): endoplasmic reticulum membrane
Molecular function (GO): fatty acid elongase activity
Source: RefSeq, a predicted model, not a curated record